CUAAGAAUAAGAAUAUUUGUAAAUUUUUAUAUGAUUCGUUAUUUCGUUUAUUUCAAAUAAAAAAUAGAUAUCUUUAAUUUUACAAUACAAAAAUAUAUUAAUAUGCAAUAUCCAUAAAAAGAAAGAAAAUAAUAAAUAAUAAUAUAACAUAUAUUCAGUCUCAUCCGCUAUAUACAUAUAUUUAAAAAAUUAUAUAUGUGAAUUAUAUAACUAUUGUAUUUUAUGUAAGUUUAAAAUAUUUUAUUUAUUAAAUUGAUUUGUUUGAUUUGUUUUUAAAAAUAAAUAUUUUAUAAUACGAUAUUGUUAUUUCAUAUUUUUAACUUUUCAUUCAAUUUUUAAAUUGUACGGAUUGAAUGUCCAAUUUAACAUGUAAGAAUUUCGCAUAUCCGAAUACCAAAUAUCUCGAUAGUUACAAAUCAUAUCAGAUUGAAUAAUUGAUUGUUCGGAUGAAACAUAUUGGAUAACAAAUACAGACAAAAAUCUGGAUUUUUGAAUGCUUCCAUAUAUAUAUAUAUAUUGGUUCACCUCGGAACAUUGUACACAAGAAAAACACUAUAGUAUAUAUCUCUAAUACAUAUCUGAAUAUAAGAAAUUUUAAAAAUACCUUUUUUUAGUACCCAUUCUAAUAGUAAGACAUAUUUGAAUUGAAGAAAUUUAAGAAAUACCUUUUUAGUAUCCACUCUAAUAUUAAUAUCUAUAUUUCCCUUUUAUUUCCAUGUUAUGUACUUCAUGUAUAUUUUUUCAUAAGCGUUGGACUACCUUUUCCAUAUAAAUGCUCUCUAAUUAACCAAAAAAAAACACAGCAUUGUUACGGACGCAAAUCCACUUCUCCUUUGUGAAGAACAAAAUGGAUUAUGAUGGUGAUGGAAGUCCAGACAACGAACAGUAUACUUCAAUGAACCUCAUGUCAAAAGAGAAAAAGAUUUAUCAUCGUCACUCUCCUCAACAGAUUCAGAAACUAGAAGCUUAUUUCGAAGAAUGUCCUCAUCCAAACGAAUCACAAAGACAAAAGUUAUGCAAUGAGUUGAACCUCGAGAUAGACCAAGUCAAAUUUUGGUUCCAGAACAAAAGAACUCAAAGCAAAGCUCAAGAUGAGAGAAAUUCAAACAUAUGUCUUCGUGCUGAAAAUGAAAGGAUCCGAUGUGAGAAUGCUGCGAUGAAGGAGGCUUUAAAAAAUGUGACUUGUCCGCCUUGUGGUGGUCCUCUUUUUGGUAGUGAUGAACGCGAACAUAAUGUCCAUAAGCUGCGUUCAGAGAAGGUUCUCCUCAAAGCGGAGUGUGACAACAUGAAGGCAGCCGUGAACAAUUAUCAACAAAUCAUGUUGGACUCGCUCACUUCUGUUCAAAGGCAGCAAACCUUUGAAACUCUGACCUCAUACGGAAUGAAUCCAUACAAUCCCUUCAACCAACCUAGCUCCUCAGAAUCUCAUACCAUCCAACCACAACUACUAUCCCAAAUGGAUAUACCGCAACUGUCUGAAACUGCGGCGAUUGCGGUUGAAGAGCUUAAGCAGUUAUUUACAGAUGAUGCUCUUUGGGUUAUGUCGUCUAUCGAUGGAACAUAUAUGAUUGAUCAAGAGAGCUAUGAGAAGUUCUCUCAGUCAAUCAAACAUUUGAGGAACUUAAGUGCUCGCGUCGAGUCUUCUAAAGAUGUCACAGUGGUUCCUAUAGAGGCAACACGCUUGAUUGAAAUGUUCUUAGAUACGGAUAAAUGGAAAAUGCUUUUUCCAACGAUCGUGAACAACGCCACGACGAUUCGUACGCUCGGAUCCGAGCUUUCGACAAAAGAAAACUGCAAUGUCUUGCAAGUGAUAUCGGAGCAGCUACACAUAUUGUCGCCAUUAGUGCCACCAAGGGAGUUUAUGAUCGUUAGAUGCUGCCAACAAAUCAGUGACGGGCUCUGGAUUAUUGCUGAUGUGUCACACAACAUCGUUAACUCUGACCGAGUCAGUCCAUCUUGUUAUAAACGUCCUUCUGGUUGUCUCAUCCGAGCCUUGUCCAAUGCUAAGACUCAGGUAACGUGGAUAGAGCAUGUGGAAGUGGACCAUACACCCGAUACACAUCGGAUGUAUCGAGAGCUUGCAAGUGGCAGUUCAGGCUAUGGAGCUAGGCGUUGGAUCGUCACCCUUGAGAGAAUGUGUGAGAGAAUGGCUCUCUCAUCCAUCCCAAUCAUGCCGCCUACUGACUGGAGUGAAACUAUACCGACAGUGGAAGGAAGAAAGAGUGUGAUGAAAAUAGGGGAAAGAAUGUUGAAGAUCUUCAACGAAAUGCUGAUCAUGUCCGGGAAAGUUGAGUUCCCGCAGCAAUCAAAAUGUGGAGUCAGAAUUUCGAUCCGGAUGAACAUGGAAGCUGGUCAACCUCCCGGUUUAGUUGCCAGUGCUGCAUCUUGUCUCUCAAUCUCUCGCACUCCUUUGCAAGUCUUCAACUGCCUGAGAAGCAACAGCAUCCGUCACAAGUGGGACGCUCUUUGCCAUGAAAACGUAAUCACUGAGACCGCUCACAUUGCCACCGGAUCAAGUGAAACAAACUACAUCAACCUACUCCAGCAUACACUAGCCGGGGAUAUUGGAAAAAAUAUGGAACAAGAACCAGACAAGAAGAUGAUGCUGCUGCAAGAGUGUUACAUGGACGCAUUAGGAGGUAUGAUAGUGUACGCUCCUCUCGACAUGGCUCUAAUGAGCAUUGCUGCCUCUGGGAAAGUCGACCCUUUGAAAAUUCCAAUCCUUCCUUCUGGCUUCACCAUCUCAAGCGACAACAGCGGAGGAUCCAUGGCGAGUGAGAACGGUGGAACUGUACUCACGUUGGCUUUUCAGAUCCUUAUUACUGAUAAAAACAGUAAGAUCAAAAAUGUGACGGAGAAUUCAGUGGACAGUGUGAGUAGAUUGAUCAGUAAAACUGUUCAACGCAUCAAGAGCUUGUUCAAUUGUCCUCCUGAGUGAGUGAGAGAAUAUUCUCUAGAGGAUUCUUUUUUGUUCUUUUUUUUUCUUUUGGUUUUGAGAGAAUAUACUCUUUUGUUUUAUUUAUGCUUUUGUCUGAGAUAUUUUUAUUUAAUGGUGGAUUUUGGAUGAUUUCUAUUGCUUAUGAGA
Molecule: messenger RNA, 3085 nt
Organism: Raphanus sativus (radish)
Lineage: Eukaryota; Viridiplantae; Streptophyta; Magnoliopsida; Brassicales; Brassicaceae
Product: homeobox-leucine zipper protein HDG8-like
Exons: 10
Coding region: 848-2938 (696 amino acids)
Molecular function (GO): lipid binding; DNA binding
Source: RefSeq, a predicted model, not a curated record